Molecule: messenger RNA, 1678 nt
Organism: Salvia miltiorrhiza (redroot sage)
Lineage: Eukaryota; Viridiplantae; Streptophyta; Magnoliopsida; Lamiales; Lamiaceae
Product: putative F-box protein At1g49610
Exons: 3
Coding region: 240-1550 (436 amino acids)
Molecular function (GO): protein binding
Source: RefSeq, a predicted model, not a curated record
UUGUUGGAUACGAGAGAGGUAGUUAUUCGGGUGGGCCCACGGAUUGACAUCCCUAACAAGAGGCGUCACAUAUUUGAAGCCAAACCAAAACUUUCUUCUUCUACAAGAGGCGCCGCAUAUUUGAAGCCAAACCCAAACUUACCGCCCUCCCCACCGCCUCCGCACUGCUGCUUCUCCGCGUCGACCGACCGACCGAAGAAUCGAUUACACCACCGGCAAGAGUUUUGAGUAGUGAAACAAUGGAUGAUGAUCGACUCAGUGAGUUACCUGACUCGUUAAUCCUGACCAUUCUUUCGUUGUUAAAUAUGAAUGAUGUGGUUAUGACAACCCUUCUCUCCAAACGAUGGAAGAAUCGAUGGACCACCGUCCCCUGCCUUCGUUUUGACCCUCCUUUCAAGCAUAAUAAGUGGGUUGAAUAUUCAAAGUUUGUUUCUGGGGCUCUUGCACAAUGGAAAGGUGCCAAGAUUAUGAAGCUCACCAUAAUCUUCCAUGGUCAUGGUUCGAGCCCAUCUACUGAUAUUGAUUCGUGGCUGCGUUUUGCGAUCGAAAAACAAGUGGAAAAGCUACUUGUAGUUUUCAAGAAUGAUGAUGCAUACUUGGUUCCACAGUGUUUGUAUUCAUGCUCAUCAAUUACAGAAUUAUCCCUAUCCAAGUGUUCAUUGAAAAUUGAGAGGAAUGUGCAGUGGAAUCAACUCAAGAGAUUAGCAAUUUACCAAACGGAUGCGUUGAGUGGCGAUGUCAUGAACCAAAUUCUUGUGGGUGCUCCUCUGCUGGAAGAGUUGGUUUUGUUGGUUUUGUGGGGUUUUGAAAUUAGUGAAAACUUCAAUAUCCGAUCUACUAGCUUGAAGAUUCUCGAGAUCAACGGGUGUAAUGUAAAGGCAGAGGCAGAGCUGAGAAUUUGUGCUCCUAAUCUUUUGAGUUUAGAAGUUUCAGCCAGUGUUUGUGGGAGUUGUUUGCUAUAUGUCCCUUCUUUGACUACUGCAACUCUUUGUUUUGACGACUACUCUAUUACUCGUGAGGACAUGGCGCCUCUUGGAAUGUUCCAUCAAGUUUUUCAUAGCAUCCGCCAUGUCGAGAAUGUCUCAUUAUCAAAUUGGAGCAUUCAGUUUCUUGCUGACAUGAAGGAGAACGACAUGCCUGUUCAAUUCCCGAAUGCUGAGUUUCUAAAAAUAAGUGUUGUUAAAGACCAGCAGAUGCAUGAUGUUCUUGUUGUUCUUGAGAGCUUUCCUAAGCUGAAGACGUUAAUUGUUCAUGAGUUUGGUCGUAUUCAUAACUCAGUUGCGUCUGAGAUGACUUCCCGUGGUCCCUCUCUGCUUCAUCUACAGAAAGUUGAGAGUUUCGUACUUGAAUGCCAUGGCUCAAUAUCUCCACUGGUAAGAUUUCUAUUGGAAAACGCUCACGUGCUUCAAAAGAUGGUUGUUGAUCUCUAUGGACAGAGACGUGAUAAAGAGGCGUAUAUUUCGGCUUUAAAGGAGCUCCUGGGAAUGCGGAGAUCUUCCCCUUACGCAGAGGUGAUCAUAAGCCCACGUAGCUUGGCUUUUAAAUUUUGAUUAAUGAUGUCAAUUUGGGCCAAUCCGCUUUGGUUUGGACCACUCCUUUUUAUUUAUCGUCGUAUUUGGUUAUGUGUUUAUUAGGCUCGUACCUAUAUAAUUUUCGAUCUUGAACUUAAUUUUUUGGG